AUGGCGGCUGCCGCUGUAGGUGGUCCAGAGGGAGGGGCGGGCAGGGCAGCAACUCGAGUCAGGGGUGCAGCAACAAUAGCACCGUGCAACAGUUGCGCGACACUGCUUCUGCUGCUCUACGUUGCUGCUGUGCAGCAUACACCGCAAGCCCAUGAAGUGAAGGCCCAAAGGAGCAAUGUAGCAAAGAAAGGGUAUGUGACAAAUAACAAGAAACCUGGUAAACAAGUUGAAGGUGCUUGUUUAAAGAGAAAGACUGUGAAGAGAGUUGGUUGUCCUGCUAAGAUAAAAUUUAGGUUCUGUACUGGUGGGAAGUAUAUGGUGUAUUAUUUUUAUGAAUAUCAUUCUCACCCUUUUUCUACACCUAUUACUAGGCAGGUUACUAAACAUGAAGUUGGUUUAAAUUUUGCUCACAAGAAGUUUAUUUUUGACAACUCAAAGUUAAAUAUAGGGGUGAUUAUAUAUUAUAGGAUCAUGAAAGAACUUUGUGGUGGGUUUCAAAAUGUCAGGGGCAGUAAAGAUGAUUUCAAAAAAAUUUCUAGGGACUUGAAAGUUUAUAUCUCUAAUGCUGAUGGUGCAAUGUUUGUUCAGAACCUUGAACAAAAAGUGAAAACCAGUAAAGGGGGUUAUUAUUUUGAUUACUGUGUUGAUGGAAGUAGGCAUUUGACCCGUGCUUUUUGGGCUGAUGCUAUUGGUAGAAGAGAUUAUCAAUUAUUUGGGGACUCUUUAUCUUUUGAUUUUACCUAUGAUACAAAUAAAUAUUCAUUGUGUAUGGGAAGAGAACCCUCUUGUGUUAUCACUGAUCAAGAUCCUGCAAUGGGUAUUGCGAUAGAAAAGGUUUUUACCAAGAAUAAACAUAGGCUAUGUAUGUGGCACAUAAUGAGGAAGGUACCUGAAAAGGUUGGAACUGCCUUUUGUAAUGAAACUGAUUUCCUGAAAAAGCUAAGUGCAGUAGUUUGGGAUAGAGAGAUUGAUCCUCAUGUAUUCGUUAAUGGCUGGAAUAGUGUUAUGGAGGAGUUUAACCUUGUUGAUCAUGAGUGGCAUGAACAUGAUGAGUUGUACAGGCUUAAUAAACUUGAGCCUCAAUUGGUUACUAAUUUACACUUGGAAAAGCAUGCUGCUUUCUCUGUAUGGAGAUGGUGUGGAGUUUCAGUUAUUGUUGAUCAUGAGAAAAGGAAAAAUUUUGAUGUAAAUUUUGACUUGGCAACAUAUGAGUCAAGUUGUACUUGUAGAAUGUUUGAGAGUCAAGGUGUUUUAUGUAGACACAUUUUGUUUGUUAUGAAAGGCAAGAGUAUACGAGAAAUUCCUGAUUCUUAUAUCUUGUAUCGUUGGAGAAAAGAUGUUCUGAAGAAAGCUUCUGUCAUAGAUGUUGCUCUGGAUGAUGCUUCUAAGUAUGAUAAGAAGAAGCAAUUGUUCAGUGAUGUAUUGUCCAAGCUUUUCAGUUGUGUGAGUUUAACUGAUCAAUCUGAGGAUGAUUUAUUUAAUCUUAUUAGGACAUUAUCUUCAUUUGAGGAGCAGAUGAUAUCAAAGAAUAAUCCUGAAAAUGCACCUAGUUCAAAAGAGGUGAAAGACGCUGAUAUUCAAGUUUUGGUUGGGUCAAAUGAAGUUGAUGUAAAUGUCUUGCCUCCAAAUCGGUGUCUUAAUAAGGGUUAUUCCAGAAGUUCAAAGAGGUUGAAGAGUGCAAAAGAAAUAGCUACUGAAGAAAAAUCUAAAAAAGGCAGAACUUGUAGAGCUUGUGGGCAAUCUGGUGUUUCCCAUGACAGUAGAAAUUGUCCAAACAAGUAG
Molecule: messenger RNA, 1782 nt
Organism: Chenopodium quinoa (quinoa)
Lineage: Eukaryota; Viridiplantae; Streptophyta; Magnoliopsida; Caryophyllales; Amaranthaceae
Product: protein FAR-RED IMPAIRED RESPONSE 1-like
Exons: 5
Coding region: 1-1782 (593 amino acids)
Biological process (GO): regulation of DNA-templated transcription
Molecular function (GO): zinc ion binding
Source: RefSeq, a predicted model, not a curated record